Messenger RNA from Budorcas taxicolor (takin), 1273 nucleotides. It is a transcript of the gene OAS1, whose product is annotated as 2'-5'-oligoadenylate synthetase 1. Gene Ontology annotation, biological process: defense response to virus; negative regulation of viral genome replication; regulation of ribonuclease activity. Gene Ontology annotation, molecular function: 2'-5'-oligoadenylate synthetase activity; double-stranded RNA binding. Gene Ontology annotation, cellular component: cytosol; nucleoplasm; membrane. NCBI's taxonomy places the organism in Eukaryota, Metazoa, Chordata, Mammalia, Artiodactyla, Bovidae. The transcript is spliced from 6 exons. The record is from RefSeq and is a predicted model, not a curated record. The coding region runs from base 1 to 1173 and encodes 390 amino acids.
AUGGAGCUCAGCGAUACCCCGGCCAACUCUCUGGACAAGUUCAUCGAAGACCACCUCCUGUCAAACACGGAGUUCCGCACGCAGGUCAAACAAGCCAUCGACACCAUCUGCACUUUCCUGAAGGAGAGGUGUUUCCAACGUGCCCCUCACCCAGUUCGGGUGUCCAAAGUUGUGAAGGGUGGCUCCUCAGGCAAAGGCACGACCCUCAGGGGACGAUCAGAUGCUGACCUCGUCGUCUUCCUCACCAAUCUGACAAGUUUUCAGGAACAGUUUGAGCGCCGAGGAGAAUUCAUUGAAGAAAUCAGGAGACAGCUGGAAGCCUGUCAAAGAGAGGAAACAUUUGAAGUGAAGUUUGAGGUCCAGAAACUCAAACAAUGGGAGAAUCCCCGCGUUCUCAGCUUUGUGCUGAGGUCCCCCAAGCUCAACCAGGAGGUGGAGUUCGAUGUCCUGCCCGCCUUUGAUGCCCUGGGUCAGUUGACCAAAGGUUACAGACCUAACUCUAGAGUCUAUGUCCGGCUCAUCCAAGAGUGCGAGAACCUGAGGAAAGAGGGCGAGUUCUCCCCCUGCUUCACGGAGCUGCAGCGAGACUUCCUGAAGAGUCGUCCAACCAAGCUGAAGAGCCUCAUCCGCCUGGUGAAGCACUGGUACCAACUGUGUAAGGAGCAGCUUGGAAAGCCGUUGCCCCCACAAUAUGCCCUGGAGCUUCUGACGGUCUAUGCCUGGGAGCAAGGGUGCAAGAAAACAGCAUUCGUCACAGCUCAGGGAUUUCAGACUGUCUUGGAAUUAGUCCUGCAGUAUGAGAAGCUUUGCAUCUACUGGGAAAAGAAUUAUAACUCUGAAAACCCUAUUAUUGAAGAAUACCUGACGAGGCAACUUGCAAAACCCAGGCCUGUGAUUCUGGACCCAGCGGACCCUACAGGAAAUGUUGCUGGUAAAGACGCACGUAGCUGGCAGCAGCUGGCACAAGCAGCUUCGGUCUGGCUGGAUUACCCGUGCUUUAAGAAACGGGACGGGUCUCCCGUGGGCUCCUGGGAUGUGUCGCCCCAAGAACACAGCGACUCGAUGUUCCCGGGCUAUGAUUUUAGACAGCACCAUAGAUCCUGUCCAAGAAUCCAGCUCCGCGGAGAAGCCCAUCCCCAGGUGGAAGAGAGCUGGACAUGUACCAUCCUCUGAACGCCAGAGUAUCUUGGAGGCAAGGUCUCCAGAGCCGUCUGGGCCAGCCCUCUUCAUUUCUAGGGCUGGGGGCCUGGAUCCAAAGACAGCCGUGAAUUGA